Mangifera indica (mango) is the source of this 1971-nucleotide messenger RNA. RefSeq lists its product as uncharacterized. The record is from RefSeq and is a predicted model, not a curated record. NCBI's taxonomy places the organism in Eukaryota, Viridiplantae, Streptophyta, Magnoliopsida, Sapindales, Anacardiaceae. Bases 1 to 1971 code for a protein of 656 amino acids. Gene Ontology annotation, molecular function: zinc ion binding. The transcript has 3 exons.
AUGAUGAUGAAGUUGUUUAGCUCACAGAGAAAGUCUUCUGUAUUUCUUGAAGUGGUAGCAAACCAAAUUGAGCAACAUGUAGAAGAUAUACAAGCUAACAAUCAACAACAACAUCCAGAAACAGAAGGAUGUGAUCAAAUAGGCGACGUUAAUCGUGAUGAUAUUGAGGUUGGUGUUAGUUGGAAUCCUUAUCAAGAUUGGACACAUGACGAAAGAGAUAUAGCUGAAGGAUGUUAUCAAAUGGGCGACUUACCAACAAAUGAUUUUCGUUCUGGCGGAGAAGAUGAAUAUCAUGCUCAUGACGAUGGUGGUAUCGAUUAUAAUUGUGUCAAUAAUAUUGAUGGUCCCGAAGAAGGUGUCGAUAACACAGGGAUUGGUCCAUCAGGGUUAGUGCAUGAAACUUCAACACAUCAUGGUUCAAAUCCUUUUUUUGGUGUUCCAGAGCCAUAUAGAGAUAUAGAAAAUGAAGUAAGUCAAAUUCAUUUAGUUGCACCACGUGAUGGCAGAUUCAAAAUCACAGAUCAAUUCGCUUCUAAACAAGUUUUAAUUGACACCAUAUGUAGGGAUGCAUUGGAAAAUGGUUAUCAAUUCAAAGUAUCAAGUUCUAAUAAAAAGAGAUGGGAUAUAAAGUGUUUGCAUGAAGGGUGUAAAUGGAAAGCAGGAGCUGGGAAGUUAAGUAACAGUGAUGUUUUUGUGUUAAAGAAGUUUGGAACACAUACUUGUCCUCGUGAUAUAAUUAGACCUCAUCAUAGACAAGCGGGUAAAAGGGCAAUGGGAAAAAUAUUACAGUCAUUGUUUACUGCAGGUGACCGUGCUUGGCGUGCUAAGAAUUGGGCUUUAAAUGAGAUAAGAGGUUCGCCAGAGGAGUCAUUCAAACUAUUACCGAUAUUCUGUCAUAACCUUGAACAACGAAACCCUGGCACCAUUACACAAAUAGACACGGAUGAAGAUCAUCGAUUUCAUUUUGUCUUUAUGGCUUUAGGAUGUUCAAUUAGGGCAUUUCGUGAUUUUUGUCGUCCGGUCAUCUGUAUUGAUGGAGCAUUCUUGAAAGGUCGAUAUUGGGGUACACUUUUUAUUGCAGUGGGUAAGGAUGGAAAUAAUCAAAUUUUUCCAUUAGCGUUUGACAUUGGAGGAAAAGAGGAAACAAUAACUUGGAGCCCGUUCCUUCGAGCUUUAUAUCGGUGUAUUGGAGAUAUCCCUAAUUUAGCAAUUAUUUCAGAUAGACACAAUGCUAUAAUUCGUUGUGUGAGAGAAGUAUUUCCGAAUGCACAUCAUGGGUGGUGCAACCAUCAUAUCAAAGGAAAUAUGCGAAGUCGGUAUAAACAAACAAAACAUAUUGAAGGAUUAUUUUGGCGAGCUGCGAAAGCAUAUCGAAUAGAAGAUUUUCAGGAGGCUUUGCGGAUGAUCAGAGCUGAAAAUCCAACCGCAACAGCUUAUCUGGAAGGUAUUGACUAUCAACGAUGGGCUCGUGCAUACUUUCCUGGCAUUCGAUAUAAUAUCAUGACUACAAAUAUUGCUGAGUCGUUUAAUGCCUUGGCACGACAAACGCGAAAAUUGCCAGUGAUGAUGCUUCUGGAAUUUUUGCGCUCAACUUUACAAAAAUGGUUUUAUACUCGACGUAAUAUGGCAGGUGCUUGUACUCAUUCUCUAACUCCAUGGGCUGAAGAGAAGAUGGCCAGUCAUAUCCAAAAGUCUGCUAAUAUGGUUGUCAAGCCGAUAACAAUUGAUCGAUAUGAAGUACAUGCUCCGAGUAAACCUGUUGCUAUAGUUGAUCUUGCUAAAAAAGAGUGUACAUGCAGAAAAUUUCAACUAUCACAAAUAGCAUGUACACACGUUGCAGCAAUCGCCAGAUUUCAAAAACUUUCGCACUGUUAUCCAUGGGUGAAUAAGUAUUACUCAGCUGAAUAUUGGCGAGCAGUAUAUAGAGAAAAUGUUGAACCAUUGGGUGAUCCAUCAGAAUGGGUGCAAUAA